UCCAAUCACAGCUGAUCACAUGUAAACACGGAAAUGCCGGUUAUCGGCAUUUGUCUCCUCUCCAGCUGUCACGCUGACAGUGAUGAUCAGUGUGCCCUGAUGAUCAGUGUGGCCCCAGAAGUGCCACCUGUCAGUGCUCAUCAGUGCCAUGUGCCAGUGCCCAUCAGUGCCACAUCAAUGCCACAUAUCAGUGCAUACCAGUGCACAUCAAUGCCACAUAUCAGUGCCCAUCUGAGCUGCCUUUCAAUGUCACCCAUCAGUGCCACCUAUCAAUGCCAAUCAGUGCCACUAUCAGUGUUGCCAAUCAGUGCCACUUAUCAGUGCCAUCAGUGCCGCCUAACAGUGCCAGUCAGUGCCACCUAACAGUGCCAGUCAGUGCCACCUAACAGUGCCAGUCAGUGCCGCCUAACAGUGCCAGUCAGUGCCGCCUAACAGUGCCAUGUAUCAGUGCUGCCUAUCAGUGCUGCCUUUCAGUGCCCAUCAGUGAUGCCUGUCAAUGCCCAUCAGUGCAACCUACCAGUGCCUCCUCAUCAGUG
Molecule: messenger RNA, 536 nt
Organism: Staurois parvus
Lineage: Eukaryota; Metazoa; Chordata; Amphibia; Anura; Ranidae
Source: the annotation of a GenBank genome assembly